This is a messenger RNA of Capsicum annuum, 474 nucleotides long. RefSeq lists its product as uncharacterized. Gene Ontology annotation, biological process: DNA integration. The record is from RefSeq and is a predicted model, not a curated record. Bases 1 to 474 code for a protein of 157 amino acids. Gene Ontology annotation, molecular function: nucleic acid binding. The transcript has a single exon. NCBI's taxonomy places the organism in Eukaryota, Viridiplantae, Streptophyta, Magnoliopsida, Solanales, Solanaceae.
AUGGAUGUUAUCGGACCGAUAGAGCCACCGGAAUCAAAUGGGCAUAGAUUUAUUUUGGUUGCUAUUGAAUACUUUACUAAGUGGGUCGAAGUUGCUUCAUAUAGAUUCGCCAUCAAGAAAGUGAUUACAGAUUUUAUAAGGAAUAGCUUGAUUUGCCGAUUUGGGGUGCCAGAAUCGAUCAUUACUAAUAACAGGUUAAACUGGAAUAGUCAUUUGAUGAAUGAGAUUUGUGAUCAGUUUAAAAUUAUUCAUCUUAACUCGACUGCAUAUCGUCCAAAAAUGAAUGGAGCUGUGGAAACCGCCAAUAAGAACAUCAAGAAGAUUUUAAGGAAGAUGGUCGAAAAUAAUAGGUCAUGGCAUGAGAUUUUACCCUAUGCUCUACUAGGGUAUCGUACGACAGUUCGAACCUCCACCGAGGUAACUCCUUAUCUACUUGUUUAUGGGAAUAAAGCUGUGAUACCUGCUGAGGUUUAA